Molecule: messenger RNA, 1464 nt
Organism: Papaver somniferum (opium poppy)
Lineage: Eukaryota; Viridiplantae; Streptophyta; Magnoliopsida; Ranunculales; Papaveraceae
Product: adenosine kinase 2-like
Exons: 11
Coding region: 95-1138 (347 amino acids)
Biological process (GO): purine ribonucleoside salvage
Cellular component (GO): cytosol; nucleus
Molecular function (GO): adenosine kinase activity
Source: RefSeq, a predicted model, not a curated record
CCCUCGCUUUCCUUCUCCUCUUUCUCCCGUUCUUCCUCUUCUCCGAAAUCUUGUUUCCUUCUUUCGUUACUCUCGUAGUCGUAAUCAACCAGAAAUGUCUUACGAUGGAAUCCUAUUGGGAAUGGGGAAUCCCCUUCUCGACAUCUCCGCUGUCGUAGACCAAAAAUUCCUAGAAAAAUACAAUGUCAAGUUGGCCAAUGCCAUUGUUGCAGAGGAUAAGCACCUACCUAUGUACGAUGAGCUGGCUUCUAAAUACUCCGUUGAGUACAUUGCUGGAGGUGCAACUCAAAAUUCAAUCAGGGUAGCCCAGUGGAUGCUUCAAAUUCCUGGAGCAACUAGUUACAUCGGGUGUAUUGGAAAGGAUAAGUUUGGGGAAGAGAUGAAAAAGAACUCCAAACUUGCUGGUGUUAACGUUCAAUAUUACGAGGAUGAGACUGCACCAACGGGUACAUGUGCUGUUUGUGUGGUGGGUGGUGAAAGGUCUCUUAUUGCAAACUUAUCAGCAGCAAAUUGUUACAAAUCUGAACAUCUUAAGAGGCCAGAAAACUGGGCUCUGGAUAUUUCCUCUUUACUCGCUUUUCAUCACUAUUCCUUUCGACUUUUGUUGUAUGUUCUUUCAAGCCAACCCAAAGUUAUAUUCUUAUCCUGGACAGUUGAGAAGGCCAAGUACUUCUAUGUUGCUGGGUUCUUCCUCACAGUGUCUCCGGAAUCCAUCCAGCUUGUAGGUGAACAUGUUGUAGCUCAAAACAAGAUCUUCGCAAUGAACCUUUCUGCUCCCUUUAUCUGUGAGUUCUUCCGCGAUGUGCAAGAGAAAGCUCUCCAGUAUGUGGACUAUGUUUUUGGCAGCGAAACUGAAGCAAGAACUUUUUCAAAAGUUCAUGGAUGGGAGACUGAUAAUACUGAAGAGAUUGCGUUGAAGAUUUCCCAGUGGCCCAAGGCUUCUGGAACUCACAGGAGGGUUACUGUUAUUACCCAAGGUAAAGAUCCAGUGGUCGUUGCUGAGGAUGGAAAGGUGACAUUGUUCCCCGUGAUCUUAUUGCCGAAGGAAAAGCUUGUUGAUACCAAUGGAGCAGGAGAUGCAUUUGUUGGGGGAUUUUGUCCCAGUUGGUUAAAGAGAAGCCCAUGGAGGACUGUGUGAAAGCUGGAUGCUACGCUGCAAAUGUCAUCAUCCAAAGAUCCGCCUGUACCUACCCCGCAAAGCCUGAUUUUGAGGACUAAUAUUCUUAUCUCUCUAUACCUUUGAUGUAUUAGCUGGUGUAUUUGUUUAGCGCGGAUGGUAACAUAUUAUGUGGAUGGGAGGGUAUAGGAGGAACUGGGUGCAGCUUCAUAUGUUUUUGGUCAAUUAUCCUUUGUAGUACCCUUUGUUGGGCCACAUUCUUGUUUUAACUAGAGAAAGAGACCGUAAGUAAUAAAAUUAGUUGUGUCAAACAAAAAAAAAAACUAAUAAAAUUAGUAUGAACUAAA